Molecule: messenger RNA, 667 nt
Organism: Lemur catta (Ring-tailed lemur)
Lineage: Eukaryota; Metazoa; Chordata; Mammalia; Primates; Lemuridae
Gene: NEUROG3
Product: neurogenin 3
Exons: 1
Coding region: 4-651 (215 amino acids)
Molecular function (GO): protein dimerization activity
Source: RefSeq, a predicted model, not a curated record
AGGAUGGCGCCUCAUCCCUCGGGCGCGCCCGCUGUCCAAGUGACCCACGGGCUGGGGCAGCCCUUCCCCGGAGCCUCAGACUGCGAAGUGACCUGCGCCGCGUCCGCCCCGCCCAGCCCCACGCGCACGCCCCUGGACUGCGCCGAGGCGGAAGGGGGCGGCUGCCGAGAGGCCCCGAAGAGGCUCCGGGCGCGGCGCGGGGGGCGCAGCCGGCCCAAGAGCGAGUUGGCGCUGAGCAAGCAACGACGGAGUCGGCGCAAGAAGGCCAACGACCGCGAGCGCAAUCGAAUGCACAACCUCAACUCGGCGCUGGACGCGCUGCGCGGCGUCCUGCCCACCUUCCCCGACGACGCGAAGCUCACCAAGAUCGAGACGCUGCGCUUUGCCCACAACUACAUCUGGGCGCUGACUCAGACGCUGCGCAUAGCGGACCACAGCUUCUACGGGCUGGAGCCGCCCGCGCCGGCCUACGGGGAGCUGGGCAGCCCAGACGGCGGCUCUGCCGGGGACUGGGGCUCCCUCUACUCCCCGGUCUCCCAGGCUGGCAGCCUGAGCCCGGCCGCCUCGCUAGAGGAGCGCCCCGGGCUGCGCGGGGCCCCCUCCCCUGCCUGCCCGCGCUCGGGUGCUCCGGCUUUCGCAGACUUUCUGUGAAGGGACCAGUCGGUCA